AUGGCGCCCAGACGGCAGACAUUUACGCGUAUUUAUAUUUUCUUUUUGACAAGAACAAUUAAUCCCCCUGUAAUUAAAAAAUUAAAAAAAAUCAAUAUUCACAAUUCAAAAAAUUUUUUUUCUUUUUCCUCUUUUCUUUUUCCUUUUUCCUCUUUUCUUUUUCCUCUUUUCUUUUUCCUCUUUUCUUUUUCCUCUUUUCUUUUUCCUUUUCUUUUUUCUUUUUCCUCUUUUCUUUUUCCUUUUCUUUUUCUUUUCCUCUUUUCUUUUUCCUUUUCUUUUUUCUUUUUCCUCUUUUCUUUUUUCUUUUCUUUUUUCUUUUUCCUUUUCCUUUUUUUUUUUUUCCUCUUUCUUUCCCUUUUCUUUUUUCUUUUUCCUUUUCUUUUUUCUUUUUCCUUUUCUUUUUUCUUUUUCCUUUUCUUUUUUCUUUUUCCUUUUCUUUUUUCUUUUUCCUUUUCUUUUUUCUUUUUCCUUUUCUUUUUUCUUUUCCUCUUUUUUUUUCUUACAUCUUGCCACUCUCCCCUCUCUCUUCUCUCUCUCUCUCCUCUCUCUUCUCUCUCUCUCCCCCUUCUCUCUAUUACAUUUCGGCACGUUCAUGAUGACAGCUUGCAUCGGGCUGCCGACUUGUAUCUCUUACGUAGAACGUCACCUUGGCCGAAUACUCGUCGGGCGUCGGAUCGGGCUUAUACUCACGAUUUUUCUCCCCUUCUCCCGCUCCUCUCUCCCUCACUUCUCCCCCUCUCCCUUCUCUCUCAUCUCUCCCUCCCCCUUUCCCUUCUCCCUCCCCUUUUCCUUCCCCCUCUCUUUCUUUUCACUUUUCCUCCACUCUCUUCAUUUUUCCUUCUCCUCCUGUAUCCCUCUAUGUUUCUACUACGCCUGUUUUGCUCAGCUUCUGCCACUCACCCUGUAACCUUCUUUCUGUUAAUCGAUAUCCCGGGUCCUUUCUCUCUUUCUUUCUUCUUUCUUUCUUUUUUCUUUCUUUUUUCUUUCUUUCUUUCUCUUUCUCUCUCUCUUUCGUUCUCUCUCUUUUUCUCUUUCUUUCUUUCUCUCUCUUUUUCUCUAUUUCUUUCUUCCUCUCUCUUUUUCUCUAUUUCUUUCUUUCUCUUUCUUUCUCUUUCUUUCUUUCUCUUUCUUUCUCUUUCUUUCUCUCUUUCUUCUUUCUUUCUCUCUUUCUUCUUUCUUUCUCUCUUUCUUUCUCUCUUUCUUCUUUCUUUCUCUCUUUCUUUCUCUCUUUCUCUCUUUCUUCUUUCUCUCUUUAUCUCUUUCUUCUCUCUUUCUUUCUUUAUCUCUUUCUUCUCUCUUUCUUUCUUUCUUCUCUCUUUCUUUCUUUAUCUCUUUCUUCUCUCUUUCUUUCUUUCUUUCUUUCUCUUUCUUCUCUCUUUCUUUCUUUCUCUUUCUUCUCUCUUUCUUUCUUUCUCUUUCUUCUCUCUCUUUCUUUCUUUCUCUUUCUUCUCUCUUUCUUUCUUUCUCUUUCUUCUCUCUUUCUUUCUCUUUCUUCUCUCUUUCUUUCUCUCUUAA
Acanthosepion pharaonis is the source of this 1515-nucleotide messenger RNA. The record is from the annotation of a GenBank genome assembly. NCBI's taxonomy places the organism in Eukaryota, Metazoa, Mollusca, Cephalopoda, Sepiida, Sepiidae.